AUGGUGGACCUUCCACAGCACCUGCACAAAAAUAUACACAUCAGUAUGUACGCCGAUGACAUCUGCCUAUGGACAUCGGGCGUACAGUUACCAGCGCUGCAACGGCGGCUUCAAGAUGCCCUCGACUGUACGGUAGCAUUCUUGACGCAGAGGGGAAUGGACAUAUCUCCCGAAAAGACGGUCUUCCUACCCUUCACACGGAAAAAGAUGAACAACUUCCAAUUGCAGCUCUCGACACAGCCAGUCCAGCGGGUUUCACAUCAUCGCUUUCUGGGAGUUAUAAUCGACGCACAAUUAACAUGGGCCGCCCAUACCAAGUAUCUGAAGGGCAGAGCCGACGCUCGGAUUAACAUACUACGGCAUCUCACGGGGCCCCGGUGGGGAAUGUCAACGUCGUCACUACUCACUGUGCACAGAGCCCUCAUCCAGCAAAUGGCAGCGUAUCACCUUCCAGUUCUGAACAACAUUUGCGCUACGUCGGAGAAUAUGCUGCAAGGCGUCUUAGCAAGGAGUUUGAAGGUCUGCCUUGGGGUACCAAGUGCCACCUCUAACACACUGACCGUAGCAGAGGCCAAAGAACCUCCAUUCGAGGCACUAGGGGUGCGUGAAACGGUUCGGCAAUACCUUCGCCUGUGCACUCAGCAUGAUCACCAUCCCCUGGUGCGGAAGCUGCUUCGCCGAAACUCUUCUUUCUUAAAAGCACUCUCUCCAUAUCGACGUACAUUGCCAACACGGCCGCAACAAGCGGACCCACACCCUCCAUGGACGCUACAGACACCUCCUAUAUGUACCACCGUGCCUGGGAUCAACCAGGGAAAGUCAAGCCUCCCGCCUUUGGCCAUGAGACAGUACUGCCUCGAAUUGAUGGAAAGGCACAAAGGCCGUGUAGCCAUCUUCACCGACGGGUCCACGACUAUAUCCGGGUCUGCCUCCGCAUUUGUAAUACCAGAGCACAAGAGGGAAGGCAUACCACGAUUGUCUCACAGGACCUCAUCGACGACAGCGAAGCUGGUAGCCGUACAGCUAGCCAUGACUUACCUUGCCACGGUCGAGCUGCCUGCGCAAUGGAUAGUGUACUGCGACUCUAAAGCCGGCCUUGAAGCUAUCUCAUCGUUCUUGGAAAAAGGCCGUACGGCUUCAACAGUACGAGACCUCCUGUUAGGGUAUCGCAAGUGCACAGACAUCGGUCACGACGUCAUUCUUCAGUGGAUACCUGGCCAUAUUGGCAUAAGUGGUAACGAGAAGGCGGACGAAAUGGCGAACAUCGCACACCUGUCAUCGACAGAAUAUCUUGUCACGUUUUCAAAGCAGGACAUCAAAUCUCUCCUAAAAUCUAUGACUGAUGACAUCCGCAGGACAAAAUGA
Messenger RNA from Ornithodoros turicata, 1365 nucleotides. RefSeq lists its product as uncharacterized. Bases 1 to 1365 code for a protein of 454 amino acids. The transcript has a single exon. Lineage: Eukaryota; Metazoa; Arthropoda; Arachnida; Ixodida; Argasidae. The record is from RefSeq and is a predicted model, not a curated record. Gene Ontology annotation, molecular function: nucleic acid binding; RNA-DNA hybrid ribonuclease activity.